AUGAAUGACUGGGAAAUUGGUGGAACACAAAACAAAUGGGUUUGUCCAAGCGACAGACAUCUACAAUUGAGAGCACACGGUUGGAGUGUUCGGACAGGAAAUGUUCGAUUAUCGACAAAUACCAAAAAUAAUGGUAUAACAGAUUCUGAGAAGAAACAUAUCGUAGCUGUUUUAGCAAGAGCUGAAGAGAGAAGUAUACGGGAACAACAAAGGAUAGGUAGAAUGAUCGAUAGAUUGGAGAAGAUGAAUACUCGAGCAACAGGUAAUGGUAUUACUCAAUGCUAUUUAUGUUCAACUGAUUUCGGAUUACUUGCAUCAAGAAGUUAUGCUGCCAUGUGCUUACAAUGCCGAAGGUAUGUAUGCCAAAAAAAUUGUGGCGUUGAAGCAUAUGAUUGCACACGACGUGAAAAUAUCUUUCUAUGCAAAAUAUGCAGCGAGUAUCGCGAGAUGUGGAAAAAAUCUGGUGCAUGGUUUUAUAAAAAAAUACCGGAGUAUAUUAAGCCAGUUGAAGAUCCGGAAUCACAUUCAACAUUAUCACGCUAUCCGAAAACUCCAUUGCAACAUUAUACAAAACCAGAAACAUCAAAUUUAACAUAUUUAUCCGAUAAGCCUCAACAACAACGAAAAGAGCGAUACAGCUCCACUGUAUUUAACCAUACUCGAAUAAAUCCAUUAUGGUUACAUCAAAAAGUACGACUAUCAUUAAAUAAUGGCUAUGGUUCCGACGAUGAUGAAAAUGCGGAUAAUUCAGCAUCUGAAGAAACCAAAGCAUUCCUAAAAGAGAAUCUUCAACUAACACAAACCGCUACACCAAAUCGAUAUAUCUUAAUUCGAAAACAAAAAGAAAUACAAGAUGUACCCGUUGUUCAUAGGUUUGCAGUUAGUGGUCGAAAUCGAAUUACUGAUAUCGGUACAGUGAUGUUCCAAGGAAGCGAAUCAUAUCAUUCAACGCCAUCAAUGUCACCAAGGCAUUCACCCUCAUCAUUCGGUGAUGAUCUGUCGCAGAAUCAGUCAUCAAUUCUAGCAUCAGAAUCUAUUGAUUCUGGAGUUGUACCAAGUGAUCAUUCAGUGCGAGUAUCAAAAAUUCUCCCUUUAGCUGAUCCAAUGAAUCCAAUGGUAACGAUGAUCAGACAUGCCGAUGAAAGCUGCAAACUUAUCAAACAUUCAAAUCGCUCUCGAAAUUUAUCAUCAUCAUCAUCAUCAUCAUCCGAAAUUCUGAAAGCAUUUCCGUCAUUCGAAAUACAAACUAAGUUGGAUCAAGAAAUUCCUUCACAAAUGAAUAAAAAGAAAUGCUUCUUUCCAAUGCAACAAACAAGUAAUAAGGAAAUUUUAAUGGAACGUCAAUUAAAAAAAAUGUUUCCAUUAAUGACAUCCGCUAACGAAUCGUUACCGCCGAUGGGAUCACAACAUAGUCUACAGGAGGAUCAAUUUUUGGCACUUUCUCCAAGUUAUGGAUCAAGUCCAUCAGGUGCAACUGGAACAACAACGAUAGCAGUAGAUUUGCCGAAACAGCAUUCCUCAAAUCAGGAACAUGCUACCAGUUCCGUAUCAUCAACAUCAUUGGCUCAAAAAUCUAUGAUAUCCCCUGAUAGUCUUCCAUUAAAUUUAAAACAAAUUAAAACAGUUAUGAAACAAUCAAUGAAAAAAGGCCUAUCAACCACUCAAUCAGCGGUUUGCUUGCAAUCUUUGGUUGCUACUGAACUAAUGCUACAAGGUCAAGCAGUACGUCAUGCUCAUUCCGGCAGUCAUAUUAUCAGUUUGCAAAAUUCUGAUACUGAUACACUUGGAUCGAUUCAGUUUACACUUCGAUAUUCUGCCCAUGAAAUGAAACUUCACGUUCAACUUACCGGUGCUAAAAAUUUACGUGCAAUGGAUAAAAACGGGUUUUCUGAUCCUUACGUGAAAUUAUAUUUAAUUCCUGGAGCCUCUAAGGCGACAAAAAUGGUUAGUAAAACAAUUGAAAAAACUUUAAAUCCAUUAUGGAACGAAGAAUUCACAUAUUACGGUAUUACUGAUGAAGAUCAAUUGAAGAAAUCACUAAGAUUAGUGGUACUUGAUCGUGAUCGAAUAGGUUCCGAUUUCCUUGGAGAAGUUCGCAUUCCACUCAAGAAUUUGAAAAAUGAAGAGGAAACAUUUUACAACUUACACUUGAAACAAGAGAUGCUGGCGCAAGAUGUAGAUGUUAACAAUGAACGUGGAAAAAUCUGUUUGAGUUUGUUAUAUAAUGUACAACAAGGUUCACUAUAUGUUACGAUCAAACGUUGCGCAGAAUUGUUAGGCAUGGAUAGAACAGGUUUCUCGGAUCCUUACGUAAAAGUCUCAUUACUUCCACUUACCAAUAAAGCUCAUAGGCAAAAGACAUCAACAAAAAAACGAACAUUAAAUCCGGAAUUCAAUGAGAUUUUAACAUUUGUGGUACCUUUCAAAGAUUUACCAAAAAAGACGCUUCAAAUUGAUGUUUUCGAUAAAGAUGUUGGAAUGCAUGAUGAUUAUAUUGGAGGUAUCCUACUGUCCACGUCCGCGAAAGGUGAGCGUGAGAAGCAAUGGAAUAAUUGUAUUCAGAAUCCGGGCUACGAAUUCGAACAGUGGCAUAAAUUAGAAAUCAUUGAAUGA
This is a messenger RNA of Cercopithifilaria johnstoni, 2613 nucleotides long. NCBI's taxonomy places the organism in Eukaryota, Metazoa, Nematoda, Chromadorea, Rhabditida, Onchocercidae. The record is from the annotation of a GenBank genome assembly.